AGACGUGCACCAACGUGCUUCUAAAGCCAAGAUUUCUUGGCGGACUGAAACUGCAUUCCGCCCCACCCCUCGCAAACAUCACCGCCGCUCUACCUAGAAAUCAGGAAGCACGGGCACGCUGCUUUAUUUUACUUUUCUGUCCUGUUUUUAGAGGAGACCCUUCGGUGACUGCAGCAACACAGAGCCAUAAAGGGCACUAAAAACCAGAAAGGCGUUGUUGUCGAUGGCGUUGAGAAGCAGCAUCGAGCAGUGCUGAGAGAAGAAGACUGCUUACGUCCGGUGCAGCGUCGUGGAUGUAUCUGACACAGACUAACCAAAGAAGAAGGGCUCUGUCGGCAGCAUGGGACAGCAACUAGGAAAGAAAGAGUCACCCGCAAGCAGCAAGGCUUCGUCACCUGAACCCAGAGCCGCAGAACAAAGAUGGGCAGCAGAGAUCGAGCCUCAAGAUGAAGUUUUUGGCCCGGGUGAGGCAGAUGCAUUACAGAACAAUGGCUGCGUCUCCGAGAAGCCGGUGGUGACUGACUCCACGGGCGCUGAGGGCCCCCACCAACCCCGGACUCCCGCCAGCACAGCUGACCCUGACGCCGCCACGCCACGCCCCCACCUGGUCCGCCUCUUCUCCCGAGAUGCCCCGGGCCGGGAGGACAACACCUUCAAAGAGCGACCCUCGGAGUCGGACGAGCUGCAGACCAUCCAGGAGCACAGCGGAGCGGCUUCGGAGUGCGGGUCGGAGAGCCCCGAGCAGGACAUAGAAUAGGCUAGCUUUUUUUUUCCCCCCUUCUUCUCUUCCGUUUUC
Molecule: messenger RNA, 796 nt
Organism: Oryzias melastigma (Indian medaka)
Lineage: Eukaryota; Metazoa; Chordata; Actinopteri; Beloniformes; Adrianichthyidae
Product: myelin basic protein
Exons: 4
Coding region: 341-757 (138 amino acids)
Molecular function (GO): structural constituent of myelin sheath
Source: RefSeq, a predicted model, not a curated record